UGUUUGUUUAUAUACCGGACAAGAAAAGUAUGACGUGUUGGCAAAGAUCGGUCGUAUUUUUGAGCAUGAGCUCCGUGAUCUUAAACAUAAUGGACUUUUAGAUAGCAAUGGUAUUCAUUGGCCUGUAGAGUUGUAUUUCUGUGGUGAUUGGAAAUUCAUGUAUAUAGUAAUGGGAUUAAAUGCUCCCAACGCUAAGUAUUUUUGUUUGUAUUGUAAUUGUGAUGCAGAAUCACAAUGGAAUAUGGAUCAGGAUUGGACAAACUCUGGUAAUUCUAAAUGUAAAAAAAAGCCAUCUCUGUUUCCUGCAAUUGAUCAAGAAAAUUAUAUUCCUGAUGAAUUGCAUUUACUUUUACGUAUAUCGGAUAUUUUAAUGGAAUGUUUUUUUAAUGACUUAUUCAAAAAAAAGGAAUUUGAAAAACAAAUUAAACUGUCUAUUGAAGCAAUAUUUAAGAGUCUCGCAAUUCGGUUUGAAUUUUUUAAGUCUACAAGUAACAAAUGGGAUUGGACUUCAUUGAUGGGUCCAGAUAAAAAAAAAAUGUUAGAAAAAUUCCCUGUAUCACAAUUUAUUUCUGGUACGCAAGGAAAAGACAUUGAACAAUUAUGGCGUGAAUUCUAUCGAUUAUAUAAUGUUAUACGAAAAUCACAACUUUCUAAUCAAGAAAUCGAUCAAUAUAAAGUUGAUGCGGAAAACUGGAUUCGAACUUUUUGCCGUCCAACUCAAGGCUCUAUAAAUUCUUUACAAAAAUAUAGGCUUUAUCGAAAAGCAGAUAUUACACCGUAUAUGCAUGUAUUUGCAAAGCAUAUACCUUUAUUUAUGCAGCAGUUAAAGGCGAAAGGUCUUUCCUUACAAUUUUUUUCUACCUCAG
This is a messenger RNA of Scutellospora calospora, 866 nucleotides long. The record is from the annotation of a GenBank genome assembly. Lineage: Eukaryota; Fungi; Glomeromycota; Glomeromycetes; Diversisporales; Gigasporaceae.